AUGGAGGGACUGUCCCGUUGCCAGAGCUUUGGACGGAGCUCUCAGAUCGGCCCAGGGAAAAAGUCGUCUUCUCGUCCAGACAACGUCAACCCGCUACAUGCACAUAUUUCACCCUGCCCGGUGAGGCGACUGUCGGUAAAUCAUGAACGUGAAGUAGUCGCAUCCUCUCAGUCUUCAAGAACAUCUGUCGGGGGCAUUUCUCCCCGUGGCAGUUAUCACGUUAUGCCAAACAGAAUCGGAGGGUACCACGAUUUAGAACGGGCAUUAGGGCGUGAAGCAACGAAGGAAGAUGGCAUUCAAAAGAAGAGCCUGUCUUCCUCUGGAUGCGCCCGGAUAGUGGCCGACGGCCCAGAGCCUUUUUCUUUUUCACGGCAUGGUCACAAUGCCACUCCGUCUGACGUCACGGCAGUUGCCUGUGCCGAUGAAGAGACAGACGGCCGCGUGAGUGUAGGUGACACUGAAGGUGACACCAUCGGUAAGGCAGGGCCUACAGAUGGAGACGUCACCAGUGGGAGUGACGAGGAACACGGCAUGCCAAUGCCAAUGUGGGCACCCGAAGUUUCGUCGGAAGAUACAGAAGAGACACCUCCGAGCAACGAUGGACUGGAGGAGAGACGGGAGAGCGCGAGCUCACCUGAUGGAGACGGUUAUGUGAGGAGAGCCCGGCAACGAAGCGUUGAGCACGGUGACAUAGCUCCCUUGUUUCAUACUCCUUCGCGGUUGACCCCUGCGUGUCGCCUGACUUCCUUGUCUUCCGGUAACUCAGCGCGGGCACAGCUGAUGGCGCAGAAGGUACAGUCACGUCCGGAGACGAGACCCUCCAAGGAAAUAGGGGAGAGGGACCGGAGGAAGGAGCACUCGAGAUCGAGCCAAGGUGACCGUAAAGGGAUUUUCGGAGGAGUGCUUCGAAGUCUCAGCCGUGGAUAUACAGGUGCGGUUCAUAUCUUCGAUGAGCUGACCGCUGGCUUCAAGGCAGACAUGGAAACCGACGAGCCGCGUUCCACUGACGUCCUGAAUGAAGAACCUGUGUCACCAGGCACUGCCGUGGGCGACUCAAAGAUAAUGACCCGAGAUGGAACAGGAAGGGAACGUCCUCGGCCUCGUGCACGGCGAAGGUGGUCUCAGGAACGCCGUUUCAGUAGCCCCGAGAAAGAGGAUGACGAACAUUCAAACUUUUCGAACGCGCUUCCGAGGACACUUCGCUCAUUGUUGUCCUUCACUUCAUCGUCAUGGAACACUCUAUCACCCGGUGAUGGAGAAACGAUUGAGGCGGCUAGGGUGUCGGCAUCUGGUUCGGGUUCUUCGUUAUCUUCCAGCGCGAAAGGCCCUCCAAAUUUAUUGGGUGGCCAUCUCAGACCGCGACAGAGGACCGCAGGACGCUCUUUCUUCGGAUCUGUUGCCGCUGCGGCGACCAACGCCUUUGCUGAGGCAGGCGCAGUCGCUGCAGCAGCUGCCGAGGCUGUGGCUGCCGUGGCGCAGGGCAGUACAGAGAGCAGCGACUCAACUUCUGAGAGCGAACGGCCUGGUCGGGGAGGGUUGCGGGGCUGUCGAGGGAAAGCAGGAAGGGGAUCUAAUGCGAUAACGAGGUCAGGCUCUAAGCUGUCGGCUGGACGCGUCUCCGUUUCACGGGAGCCGAACAGCGAGAGCGACCAGGGAGACGUGACACUGUCUGGAGAGACGUCGGGCACCGAGAGUGAGGUAGACCAACUGAUUCUCAACGAAAACGCUACCCCCUUCGAUUUCGUUUUGUGGGCGACACGAGAAGCAGCAGCGUCGCUGCAGCGUCCUCUUCUGUCGGCCCCACCAGAGGAAGCCGAAAACGCUGAAGAACCACAGAGAGCCGCGAAUACCGUACAGAGACGAGAACUCUUGCGGAUGUGUCGGCUGCGAGCCGUUGCCCUACGCCUGUUGUUGCUGAUAUGUGUAGAUGGCCACUGGUGCCUGGAUAGGAGACAGAGGAGUCUCCACGACGGCGUGGAUGACGGUCCUCGAAGGCGUUUUCCUCCUGUCAUUUCGGGGGACCGGGGAAGGCGGGCCGAUGGAGUCGCAGCAUUACUGCCAGGAAAGGCACUGCAAGGGAGUGAGGAAGUCGACAGGUUGUGGAACCAGUGGAUUAGUGGCACCCCGGAGCUGGCGCUCAAAGAAAGGGAAGAAGAGGAUGAAAUGGGGAAACAGAACGACGCAAGUCCAGGGAGUAGGGUUGCGCGGACGGGAUACAUGUGGAAAGCAGCGCGUCGCAUGCUCCAUGUCGACCGCCGUCUACGCAAGCUGCAUUCCGAUGCCGUACCGCGAAGAAUGGGAGAAACGGAAUUCUGGAAGCUUUACUUCUACCAGGUGUCGUUACUAAUGAACCGAUUCGACCGUCAGGCGCACAAGGUUCUCCGGUCCUUGGCUUCGUCGAUGAUCCUCACAAAGGGAGGCGAGGGCGGCGACGAGAACCCGCCCCAGGAGAGAGUUCGUGAUCUUCUGAGGCACAUCUCGGGCUCUACAGAGUCCGAUACGAGUUCGCCGCGUUCUUCGUACAGCGUUACGACCUCUCCAGGGUUUUCCGCUCGUCUGUUUAUUCCUCCUACUGGCGCUCCAGAGAACACCCCAGACCGGGAACCCGAGGAUCUCGACGUCGUCUUUCCGACGUCGGAACUGCAGAAUCCAACAGCGCCUGGAGACAGUCCGCAGGAAGGCCUCGGGACUCUAGCUUACGCAAUGUUUUCGUCUUCUCGCUCUCCCUCUCUGUCUUCUUCUUCUUCCGGGACGACGUCAGUCUCCGCCCGUGGCACUGGUUCAUCUUUCUCAGUCGAGGUCACCGAGUCUCCGUUGGUGUUCCCACGGGACUCUCAAAGAUCUGGGGUUGGAAGCGAAGCGUAUUCCGCUGGUUUUGAUUCUCCCGUAAUGCCAGAUAAAAUCCUUCACGAGCAUGCAGUGCGCGCUCCGCCAAGAGGAAUGGCUUCUGCGCGCGCAGACCCGUUCUCUUCAGUGUCUAGCAAUCACCGGCAUCUUGAGCCGGCAUCCAGAAAAGGAAGCUUUUCCGGGAUGCCUGAUGCUGGGCGUCGACUCACAGGUGUGUUUCCCACAAAGAGAGUUUCCGCGUCACAGGCAACGAACGGAAGGGUUUCACCUCAGCGUGAGACAGCGUGGGCGGGCAGACACCAAGACGAAGUGGGGGAGAAUCGGAUGGAAGGGCGGAAUCGCCGGCCAGCGCAAAAUCCAGUCUGCGGUCUCGAGAGCCCCUCAAGAAGUUCCGUUCAAGUGAAAGCUAACCCGAUGAAGGAACUAGAUGGAACCUGUGGAGAAACCUACCAGCCUAGUUUGGCCUGCAAAAGAGAGGAAGUUCCGGGCGCUCGGGCGUAA
Molecule: messenger RNA, 3348 nt
Organism: Neospora caninum
Lineage: Eukaryota; Apicomplexa; Conoidasida; Eucoccidiorida; Sarcocystidae
Exons: 2
Coding region: 1-3348 (1115 amino acids)
Source: RefSeq, a predicted model, not a curated record